ACGAGCUGCAGACUCCAGUUCCUCAGAUUCACAGUAUGGAGAGCAGCUGAUCAGACCGUUACUUUUCACCGGACCAUUCUUUUUUAUUCUCGAGCACCUACCCCUGUCAUUUUUCCAUGUUCGAAGUGCUAGACUUCAGAAACUAGUUGAACUGUUAGUUUUUGUAACUUUUUCUGUAGUAGCACUGAAACCUUGAGCUUUGUUUUUAGAUACUUUUUCCAUAGUGUUGUUCCUCUCAAGGAUGCGCAAAAGGAUGGCCCAUUUUCUGAAUCAGAAGAGGAGCCUUUUGAAUGUGCUCUACGUGUAUUUGUCUGUUUCUGUAGUUCACUCCUACAACAUUGACUUAGAACAUCCUAUUGUGUUCCGUGGACCUGACUCGAGUUUCUUUGGAUAUUCUGUUCUGGAGCACUAUCAUGACAAUACGCGCUGGGUGCUGGUAGGGGCCCCCAAGGCCAACUCUUCCCACAGCAGCUCUGUUCACACCCCUGGAGCCGUGUUCAAGUGCCGUGUCCACAGCAACCCAGAGAGACGCUGCACUGAGAUGGACCUAGGCAGAGGGAACAAGCCCAGGGAGUCUUGUGGGAAGACGUGCCAGGGAGACAGGGAUGAUGAGUGGAUGGGGGUCAGCCUCGCCCGGCAGGACAAAUCCAAUGGAAAAAUACUGGCCUGUGCCCACCGUUGGAAGAACGUCUACUAUGACUCUGAGCUCAUCCUUCCCCAUGGUUACUGUUCCAUCAUCCCUCCUACGCUACAGGGCCGGACCCAAGCCCUCAUCCCCUGCUAUGAAGACUAUAAGCAGAAGUAUGGGGAAGAGCACGGCUCGUGCCAAGCGGGGAUAGCGGGCGUUUUUACUGAGGAGCUGGUGGUGAUGGGAGCUCCAGGAUCAUACUACUGGACAGGAACAGUCAAGGUCUACAACCUGACCUCCAGCACCUUCUACAACCCCAACAAAGAAGAAGUCGACUCACACAGAUACAGCUAUCUAGGCUAUGCUGUGACUGCUGGACACUUCUCCUCUCCUAACUUCAUAGAUGUGGCUGCAGGAGCUCCACAACACAGUGGAGGAGGAAAAGUUUACAUUUUCAGAAUAGAUGGUGGGUCUUUGGUGAAGAUCUUUCAAGCCUCAGGGAAAAUGAUGGGCUCUUACUUUGGCUCCUCAUUGUGUGCAGUUGACCUGAACCGUGAUGGCCUGUCGGACCUGCUGGUUGGAGCGCCCAUGCACAGCACGCUACGGGACGAGGGACAGGUCUCUGUCUACCUCAGCAAGGGCAAUGGGGUGAUGGAGCAGGCUGAACUCUUAAAUGGAGAUGAUGCCUACAAUGCACACUUUGGAGAGUGCAUCACUGCAAUCGGAGACAUCGAUGACGAUGGGUACCAAGAUGUGGCCAUAGGAGCACCCAAAGAAGAUGACUACGGUGGAGCAGUCUACAUUUACCAUGGCGAUGCCACUGGAAUCGUCAACAAAUAUUCUAUGAGGCUGUCUGGACGGAGUGUAAACCCCGCCUUCCAGAUGUUCGGCCAAUCAAUAUCUGGCAAUGUGGACAUGGACGGCAAUGGAUAUCUAGACAUUACCAUUGGUGCUUUUAUGGCUGAUAGUGUGGUGUUAUUGAGGUCCCGACCGGUGAUCACUGUGGACGUGUCCAUCUACCUACCUGUCUCCAUCAACAUCUCUGUUCCUCAGUGUCACGAGGGACCACAGCACCUCAACUGUUUCAACGCUACAGUCUGCCUGCUCUUCAGAGGAAAACACCUGCCUGGACAGAUAGAGUUGCUGUAUAACCUGACAGCUGAUGUGGAUAAGAGACAGAGGAGCCAGCCUUCUAGAGUGUACUUUGUUCAGAACGGAGCCCAGAUGAGCUCUGUGAGCAACGAGCUCAGUCUGGACAUCAACACAGUGGAGUGCCACCAGUACACUGCAUACGUUAAGAAGGACGUGAAAGACGUGUUCACAGCCAUCACCUUUGAAGUGGCCUACACCCUGGGGAAACAUGUGGUGGAUGGACAUCUUGACAAUGACCUGCCUGCUCUCACACCUGUACUACGCUGGAAGAAAGGAGACAAGAUAGCAGCAAAGAAUGAGACAUGGUUUGAGAAGAACUGCCUGUCUGAUGACUGUGCUGCUGACCUGAGACUCCAUGGGAAACUGCUGCUUUCUGGGCUCCACGUCCAUCCCCACCUUGCCCUAGGAGGAGUGAGGAACGUCUCUCUGAACGUGACCAUAUCCAACGCAGGAGACGAUGCCUACGACACCAAUAUCUACUUCAACUUCUCCAGAGAGGUCUUCUAUAUCAACUACUGGCAGAGGGAAGAGAAGGGUAUUUCCUGUGGUCUUGUUGAUUUAGACUUCCUCAAAUGCAGCGUGGGAUUUCCCUUCAUGAGAGCACAGACUAAGUAUCAUCUUGCAGUGAUCUUCGACACAAGCCGGCUUUCAGGGGAAAAUGAGACAUUGCAGUUUGUAGUUCAUGCAAAAAGUGCCAACCCUGAACAUAAACUGUUGGACAACACCUUGGAUCUUUCUAUCCCACUGGUCCAUGAGGUAGACACAACUAUCACUGGUGUGGUGAACCCGACGUCCUUUGAGUAUGGGAACUCCAUCGAUGCCUCUCGCUUCGUCCAGCUGGAGGACAUGGAGUGUAACUUCCAGCCACUCAACUUCACCUUUCAGGUGAUCAACAAUGGCCCCAGCAGGCUCCCUGGCUCCAUAGUGGACAUCAGGAUCCCCAACCGGCUGGCUGGCAAUGGGGCCGACAUGUUCCUCAUCAUGGACUCACAGGUGGCGGAGGGGCGAGGGAACUGUACCCCCCACAGGAACCCCCAGCCCUGUACCAUCCCCCAGGACAGAGAGAAUAUCUUCCACACCAUCUUCGCCUUCUUCACCAAGUCUGGCCGCAGGGUCCUGGAUUGUGACCGGCCAGGGAGAGCAUGUUUAACUAUCUCAUGUACUCUAGGCUCCCAGACCAAAGAGGAUGCUAUCAGUAUAGAUGUGAAACUUCUACUAAACACAGAGAUACUGAAUCGGGACAGCUCGUCGUUGAUCCAGUUCGUGACGAGGGGUAAUGUGAGAGUGGACGGGAGGGCCAUGGAGGUACCAGAGGGGCUAUCAGAAGACACUUCACUUGUGUUUGAGGCGCUCCACAGCCAGGAGCCAAGGGGCUAUGUUGUUGGUUGGAUCAUUGCCAUCAGCCUGCUGGUGGGAAUACUCAUCUUCCUACUGCUGGCUGUUCUGCUCUGGAAGAUGGGUUUCUUCCGCCGGCGCUACCGGGAAAUCAUCGAGGCUGAGAAAAACAGGAAGGACAGUGACGAGAGCUGGGAUUGGGUGGAAAAGAACCACUGAGAGACAGAAGCCAAUGAGAGCGCAGGAAUUGGGGAUUGGGUCAAUGGUGGAUCCAAUGAGCUGGGGGCUUUCACCACAGCCAGCCAAUCAGGACUAAGGGCCCUUCAAUCUUCCAUAUGUGGAAGAGGAAAAAAUAUUCUCCGGAUUUUUCGGAGGGAGACCUGACAUUUUAGUGGGUGGGGGACUGGGGAUUGAGGAAACGAACGAACAGACAUCUGAGGUGAUGGUUGGUGUGGCUUGCAAGGGUCGUAUUCAUUAGGACCCUAAUUCAGUGCAACAGAAAAUGGAUAUUCGCGUUUUUUAUUUGACAAGCCCAAUGAGUCUUUUCCUGUUUGUUUUCUUCCGUUUGGUGCCAAAUGAAAACAACACUCGCAAUAGAAUUGAAUUAGUCCCUAUGGAGCUUAUGGAGAUAACUUCCUGACAGUCAAAUCUAUGAAGGUAACUCUCUGCCAACAGAAAAUAACAGAAUGGAACUGGUAAAGAAAGAAGGGGCCUGUUCAGAAGGCUGUAACAUAGAUAGAAAUAUAUCGUGCAGAACAGAAAUGAUUGUCAUAUAUAUACGAAUAGGGAAUUGCAUCAGCUCUAUUCAUUCUAUUUCUAUCUGCAACGUUCAGAGUGCUUCACGUCCCUGAAUUCACCCAAGGAGAUUGAUGUCCUGUGACAGGAAGUGGAAAUGACAGAUAUUAUCAGACAAGACCAUGAAAACCCUCAGGGCUCUGUUUUAAUAGUAGCAAAAAUUUAUUUUUAUACAUAUUAUAGCCAUAUUGUAUUAAAUUGGGGCUUCGAGAAAGGGUUGGUUGGGGUUUUUGAAGUCUAAUGUAAGCAUAUCUAUAUGUUUUUCUUUAAAGCACUGAUGUCCGAGUUGAUAAGAAGAGUUGAUGCUAAGUUUAUCCUUUCUUUUUGAGGCCAAAGAUAAUCUAUAGUAUAGUAUAUGAGUAUAGUAUAUAAUUCUGUACUGUUUCCUGCUCCCAAAUAUCUCUUGAAUAUCUCACACAUAUCCUUCUCCCUUAGAUAUCUAUAUGGCAACCAGCCAAAGCAAGUCCAAUGAAAGCCCAUAUAAAUAUAACUAUUAGAGCGGACAUUCCCAUUCAAGUCAACAUUCUAUUUUUAUGUGUAGACCUUCCCUUCACCAUAAACAGAGCUAUAUUUUUGUCACACAUCGAAGUUGUCAUUGUCAUGAAGAAAUGCUGAUAACCAAGCAAAAGAGUUCGAAUACGUUUUUAAUUGAUUGUAUAUGUAACACUUUUCCAGACCCUCAAAGCGCUUUAUAUAGUAAAGAGGAAACUCACCUCAUCAACUACCAAGUAACCCAUGGUCCAGAUGUAGACAUCACCAACACCACUGUAGCUAGAGCAUUUCAUUUAUAGUUAGAGCUCUGUUCAGUCUGUAUGACUGAAGCGUUACAGAUUGCGCGCUAGAAAUGUAAAGCCGACAUGCUGUGUUUACCGUGAAUGCUGUGUUUACCGUGAAUGCUGUGUUUACCGUGAAUGCUGUUGUCACCGUGAAUGCUGUGUUUACCGCGAAUGCCGUGUUUACCGUGAAUGCCGUGUUUACCGUGAAUGCCGUGCUUACCGUGAAUGCUGUUGUCAUGUGAAUGCUGUUGUCACCGUGAAUGCCGUGUUCACCGUGAAUGCCGUGCUUACCAUGAGUGCCGUGUUUACUGUGAAUGCCGUGCUUACCGUGAAUGCCGUGUUCACUGUGAAUGCCGUGCUUACCGUGAAUGCCGUGUUUACUGUGAAUGCCGUGCUUACCGUGAAUGCCGUCUCUGCUAACGAGGAAACAUUGCCUUUACAUUUCAAUCACGCUGUAAUGCGGAACUUCCGCGAUACAGAUUGAAAAGAGACCUUAAUUUGCCACAUUUCACAAAGUGUGGUCGUUUCAAACUGAAAGUUUAAAAUGUGAGUAAGGCAGAAGACAGUGGAUAGAGGAGGAGUGGAUAGAUGGCAUAAACAGAUCAUCAUUUUUUAGCUCAAAGAAGCAUUCCACUUGUCGCCACUAAGUUAAUAAUCUCUCCAGUGUUGUGUGCCAGAGGAGAAGGUCCAUCAAUUAGAUGAUAGUCUGGAAAAUUUCACAAAUCAUGGUAUUUAAAUCAUUUCAAAAUGUUUUUGACUGUAUCCUUUCAUAUGAGUGGAAAGGUUUACAUUAUACCUUUAAAUUGCCAUUAUACCUAUGUAACUACAUAAAAAGAACUGUAUAAACAACAUUGUAGUUACAGUAGUGAUAGAGUAUUGGCAUAGGGCUAUGCAUUAGAUGCAAAUUAGAACAUUUUGGUUUUACAGUUAAAAUGUGUAAUUUAACCCACAUCCCGCCAAUCUUUUGAAGCUACGACAAAUGUUGUAAAGGAGAAGUGGAAUAUAGGCUACAUUCUUUGAGAAUCAAGUGUCAAAAGCUGUUUUGGCAAAGAGCUAUCGCUCAGACAUCCACAUGAUCAAUCACAAGCAUAGCCUGUUUCAAAUUUCAGUAAACAUGUUUUUAUGAUCCUCAAUGUAGGAUCAUAUGUUGAUUAUAAUGCCAAACAUGACAAUGACUAAAUAGAAAUGGGCUAUACAGCUCAAACAGGUCUGGGACCAGGCUAGAGCGAUACCAAACCUUAUAGGAUGUUUUACUCUACAUUGCCGGAAGAACACAGCCUAGAUCCAAACUGAAUUGUUCCGUUUCACUAUUGUUUCAGUUCAUGUUUGCCACAGUUUUACAAUAGUGAAGCUGAAUAAUUCAGUUAGAAUCGAGGCUAGGAUGAAUAUUUGAGAUCAGAGUAAACUAUACCAACCUACAGUUGAAGUUGGAAGUUUACAUACACUUAGGUUGGAGUCAUUAAAACUUGUUUUUCAACCACUACACAAAUUUCUUGUUCACAAACUAUAGUU
Molecule: messenger RNA, 6198 nt
Organism: Oncorhynchus kisutch (coho salmon)
Lineage: Eukaryota; Metazoa; Chordata; Actinopteri; Salmoniformes; Salmonidae
Gene: itga9
Product: integrin, alpha 9
Exons: 28
Coding region: 242-3334 (1030 amino acids)
Biological process (GO): cell-matrix adhesion; integrin-mediated signaling pathway; cell-cell adhesion
Cellular component (GO): external side of plasma membrane; integrin complex
Molecular function (GO): integrin binding
Source: RefSeq, a predicted model, not a curated record